CGUCUGUUUGACGCAGCUAGCGGUUUAACGGAGCUCGCACGAUCGCCGUGGUUUGGAACAGAGGAUCAAUUUAUUAUACGAAAUAAUGUCUACUGCACUUGAAAGUUACAUCAACCGAACUGUGGCAAUUAUAACGUCGGACGGAAGAAUGAUUGUGGGGACGCUGAAAGGAUUUGAUCAGACCAUCAACUUGAUUCUGGACGAGAGUCACGAGAGGGUGUUCUCUUCCACGCAGGGGGUGGAACAGGUCGUGCUCGGACUGUACAUCGUCAGAGGCGACAACGUAGCCGUGAUCGGGGAGAUCGACGAGGAGACGGAUUCGGCUCUGGAUCUGGGAAACAUUCGCGCUGAGCCUCUAAACUCCGUCGUUCACUGACAGUUGCGAGCGGCUCCAGGAACUGCCCCGCAGCUGCUUCAGGGCAGCACGGAAGGGUGUUCAGCUCGGAGGACGUCUGCUCUGCAAUUUCCAUAUCAAAGGACUUCACUUUAUUACCCUUUCUGAGAGGGGGGGGUUGUAAUUUUUUAAUGUAACUAAGUGUGUGUUCGAUUAAUUUCUGUAAAGUAUAGUUGUGACCAUACAGCUUUGAGUACGCAUUUUCGAAACUCAUGUAAUGUAGACAUUUAAUAGUAUGUGUGUCAGGCAUCCAGAAUAAUACUGGGCGCGCUUAAAGAUAAUCAGGUAAACCAGGGCAGACCAUCUGAAAUUUCUGGCAUCAUUUUCGCAGUUAUUUGAGUAAACAUAACUGUGUUUCUUGUAAGCAUGUGUAAAUACAUGUUUAGAGAAAUUGUACAGGACGUCAGAAUAUAAAGGAGGGCCAGAUAAUGUACCAUGUUUUAGCAUUCAUAGGGAACUGGGGUCCGUCGUCAGGUGCAUUUCACAUCCUGAUUAAAUGUGACGCCGAUCACGCCUGUUUGCCAAGUAAUUUGGUUGUUACUUUAGUGUAAUUAAGUUGGCUUGAAAAAGAUCUCAUCUUCAAAAAAAUCGGAUGGAAUGAUAAAAUAUAGGAAGAACAGUAACUCCUACAGCUUUUCAGCGAAACUUGGCCAAUACCUUCAGCUAGUAUGGAAUUGCUUUGCGUGUGGUUUUGUGUUUAGAAAAAAACCCAAUUAUUUUAGGCAUAAAGAUAUUUAUGAUUUUGCAUUGCAAAGCGUCCCAUUGACUAACAUGGAUAGAACGUUCGAUAUCUGAACAUUCUAACACGUGUAGCUGACGUCACAGCGGGCUCGCUGCAGCGGCCGCAGACACACCGUCUCUCCAGCAAAGCUCGUUACUGCUGGCUGCUACCAUGCUGGGCUUUUCCAGGCAAAUUUAAGCUUGUUCUGAAACUUUCCUUUAGUUCUCACUCUGCUCUGUAUAAUGAUCAGCACACUGGAGGAAGUGGGGUUGCAAAAUCCUCAAAUUAUCAAAAUGGGAAAUUCACCGUGGGAAUUUAUGGGAAUGUUUUUCCCUUUGAGCCUUUUAUGCUCUUCAUCAUCCAUUGAAAUAUACUCUUCAGGACAAAUAAAACAGGCUUUAGGAUAAUUUUAAUAAAACUGAACUUUCUCUCUGAUCUUUGUUAUGAGGUAAAAUCUUACAUAAAUUCUACACCAAAAUAAAAAUGCCCAAUAUCAAAUUAAUGUAAAAAAGGCUAAAUUAUGUUCAGCAUCUUGAUUUGAGGGAACUUUUUGUAUUUAAUCAAAUGGUGGCACUAUUUUGGGAUUCUUACACAUUAAACAAAAGCAAGGUCCCUUGCAUUUUCAUAAGU
This is a messenger RNA of Megalops cyprinoides (Indo-Pacific tarpon), 1745 nucleotides long. Its product is annotated as U6 snRNA-associated Sm-like protein LSm8. The coding region runs from base 86 to 376 and encodes 96 amino acids. Gene Ontology annotation, biological process: mRNA splicing, via spliceosome. The record is from RefSeq and is a predicted model, not a curated record. Gene Ontology annotation, cellular component: U4/U6 x U5 tri-snRNP complex; precatalytic spliceosome; U6 snRNP. The transcript is spliced from 4 exons. Gene Ontology annotation, molecular function: RNA binding. NCBI's taxonomy places the organism in Eukaryota, Metazoa, Chordata, Actinopteri, Elopiformes, Megalopidae.